This is a messenger RNA of Mugil cephalus (flathead mullet), 1299 nucleotides long. Its product is annotated as hepatitis A virus cellular receptor 1 homolog. NCBI's taxonomy places the organism in Eukaryota, Metazoa, Chordata, Actinopteri, Mugiliformes, Mugilidae. The transcript has 6 exons. Bases 80 to 772 code for a protein of 230 amino acids. The record is from RefSeq and is a predicted model, not a curated record.
GUCCUGCAGUGUGUGAGCGAAGGGGGAGAAAUUAAUUUUACCCUUGCUUCAGGACAGUGUUAUACGUUAGCCUACCCACAUGCGUGGUCUUUCUUAUUUUUUCCUUUCGGCCCUGAUCCAUGUGUCUUCUGGCACCCCCAAAGUCAUCGGCUAUGUCGGGCGCGAUGUCAUUUUGCCCUGUAGCUAUGACACACAACACCAUGAUGACCUUAGCUUCUGCUGGGGACAAGGGAAGGUGCCCGUGUCGAAAUGCUCCAACACAGUCCUCUCCUUCCUGGAUGGAGCUGUGUCCUUCAGGCUGUCCCCCAGGUACCAGCUGCUGGGCCACACGGCGGCCGGAGAGUUGUCCCUGACCAUCCUGAACGCUCAGAGGAGUGACGCGGGUGUCUACGGCUGUAGGGUCGAGAUUCCCGGGUUAUUUAACGACCAGAAAGUCAACAUAAAGCUUAUUAUGGAGGAAGCUCCCGUGGAACAGCCGGUUACCCAGAAUAGUACAAUCUCAGCUGACAGGGUGGAAGAAACACUGCCAACAUCUACACCUGAAUAUGUGGAAGUGGAUGAACGAACACUGGAAAUGAUUCAAAGUGUAACACCUGAGGGAAAUUUCAAAGCCCUCUUGAGGGUGGAGAACGUUAGCAGGAUGGCGGCUAUUUUGUUCUUCCCCCUAAUCAUAAUCCUCGUCUUUAUUUUCCGGAGGUCGUUUGUGUCGCGGGGGACUCGUGCCAACACCUCGGCUGCUGAGAAUAUUUACGAAAGCAUCCCAAUGCAUUAACGGGGGUCGACAUUAUGGCAAGGAGGGAGGCCUCCGAUUACAGUGAGCAACUUCUGGCUGCAGGACUGGCUGCCUGUCACGUGUUGAAGCGUUCCAUCUCCUCAGCUUUCGCUCGACGGUUUGAACUCUUAUCAGUAAGAGAACAAGAUGACCCAUUUCCCCAGCAAAGCGGCUUAUGCUGUUCUCAGAUGGCUCUAAAAAUGUGUCUUAGAAGAUGCAAAAAUAGCCUGCAGAUUAAUUAAUUUUCUUUUAUUUUCUGUGUGCACCCUGAAAACCUUGUGGAUGCUUCAUACUUGUGGACACAAUGCCACCUACUGGAUUUAAUAAUAAUAAUACUAAUAAUACUAAUUAUUAUUAUUAUUAUUAUUAUUAUUAUUAUUAUUAUUAUUAUUAUUAUUAUUAUUAUUACCUAAGUGCCUUCAGGGAAAGCAGUUUGGUAUUUAAAAAUAUGAUGUGAAGGGAGUGUAUGAGAGUGUGGGGGAUACAUCGUCUGUAUAUAUUGAAAAAAUAUGAUCAAUAAAGACUAA